Molecule: messenger RNA, 683 nt
Organism: Coniophora puteana RWD-64-598 SS2
Lineage: Eukaryota; Fungi; Basidiomycota; Agaricomycetes; Boletales; Coniophoraceae
Product: glyoxalase I
Exons: 6
Coding region: 94-579 (161 amino acids)
Molecular function (GO): metal ion binding; lactoylglutathione lyase activity
Source: RefSeq, a predicted model, not a curated record
CGCCUUCUCUCGACCACUCGGGCCUCCAAGCUUCUCUAUCCAUCUGCAGUGUCUUUCAGACAACGUCCUUUCAGCACUACCUAUCAAGCAAAGAUGCCGAGAACAGCAGAGACCGCCAGUUUCAAGUUCAAUCACACGAUGAUUCGUGUCAAGGACCCGAAGAAAUCUCUUGCAUUCUACCAAGACGUCAUCGGAAUGGAUCUUAUCUCCCAGAAGGAAAUGAGUGACUUCACCCUCUACUUUCUCGCAUUCGACCACGAUGGGAUAAGUCAAAAGAGUCCCGAAGAACGGGACAAGCUUCGUUUUAAUCGCGAAGGCGUCCUUGAGCUGACACACAAUCACGGCACCGAGUCCGACCCAAACUUUGCAGGCUACGCUAGUGGUAACACCGAGCCCGGUAAAGGCUUUGGUCACAUCGCCAUCACAGUCGAUGACAUCGAGGCUGCCUGCGCACGGUUUGAGGAGCUCGGCGUUCCGUUCAAGAAGCGUCUGACAGAUGGAAGAAUGAAGAACAUUGCUUUCAUCUUGGAUCCUGAUGGCUACUGGAUCGAAGUCGUCCCUGGAGCUAUAAAGCUGUGACUCCCAGAGGGAUCCCGUUUAUAACAGUAAAACUAUGACUGCGCUUGUACCCAACCCGACGUUGUAUUAUGUUUUCAUCAGUCAAUAGUGUAUAUAUGCGUAGC